AUCAACCAAAACGGCUUACAACGCCCCAUGGCGACGCCUUGUUGCGCCCGGUAGUGUCGAACGCAUUGGGGGAGAGACGAUACUUUAACAUCGAACGACGACCGUCACUACCACCCUUUUCAUAUUACGCAACAUCACUCUUCAUUCACGCUACCCGGACUCCUGUUCCUCAAAAGGGUGAAGCACGGCGACCAUGCUCGCGCGAUCUGCCCUUUGUGUGCGCUCAACUGGGUCUCGCAGAACGGGGCACACAUGCCAACGCUUCGCCGGGAUACUAACAGUUGUUUCUAAAGAAAAGUGUUUUCUAAAUAACGUCCAUUUACGGGGCCGCCGCUCGGCGUAUAUCGUCCCAGAUCCCCGCCAGGAGGGAGAGCCAGGCAGGCGUAGACCGGAAAACGAUUUCUAUGCAAAAAGUACACCGGAAGAAUUUGUGCCAUCGGGGGAGCAGCUGGCUAUCUUUGAUGAGGUUGCCAAGGGUAAAUGCGAGGUAGUUCUGAUAGACGCAAAAGCAGGCAGUGGAAAGACUACCACGCUUAUUGAAUCACUACCACACAUACCCAACGGCGUGCCCACAGUAGCCGUGUUUGCCUUUAAUCGAGCGAAUGUCAACAUCCUCCGGGAACGUGCUCAUGCAAUUCAAAGAAAAAAAGGAUUAUCUCGCUUUCAGACACGAGUCCAAACCUUCCACGCGUACGGAAAAGAUAUGUGGGUGAAAUAUCUUGGAGUGUUUCCGGGGGAAGUGCGCAUAGCAAAGCGCAAGCACUGGGAAAUCAUGCAGAGCUUCAUGUCCCGUGAUCAGAUUAUGACUUACGGGAACGAGGUCAAUGAACUGGUUAGCAAAGCCAAAUUGCAUUUAAUCGCCCCUGCACACCCGUCGAUUGUAGACGAAAAGGAUAUUCUGCCAGAUACUGACGCUGAAUGGAGGAAGCUCAUGGAAAUCUACGGUAUCCGUCCUGAUCCGAAAGGGACUGUAGAUGAGUUGGUAGCGUUAUCACGACGUUGCCUCGCCGAAUCGAUCAAGUGGGCGGGCGGACAUCAGAGACGAGGUGCACUGCCACAUAUACGCCUCAGUGCUGUCAUCGAUUCUCUUAGGAAGGCCUCGGCGAAUAUUGAGAGAAUGUUAAUGGAACAUAAAGAUAUUCCCCAGUAUCAGAUUGAGGAUCUUCGAUCGAAUAUGUUUGCGCUGCAAAAAAAGCAAUUCGUGAUCGAUUUUGAUGAUAUGUUGUAUUUGCCGAUCAUACAUGGAGCAAGAUUUACUCAGUUUCCUUAUGUGUUGAUAGAUGAGGCGCAGGACAUGUCCGCUGCUAGGGCCGCUUUGGUGGAACGGAUGCGUGAACCCGGAGGGCGUCUGAUUCUCUUUGGUGACCAUCGCCAGCAAAUCUACCAAUUCUCUGGCGCUAGGAGCGACAUGUUUUCAAAGCUUCGGAUGGAGGGUGAAGCAAAUAGGCUUGCACGGGCCCGCUGGCGAAAUAGAGGCGCUGGCAUAUCCACCAAUAGCUCCGAAGAAACCUCCCGACCACUUUACGCCACACCUCUGAACCAAAUCAAAGACGUUACAGUGUUUCCUCUCUCUGUCUGCCGCCGGUGUCCUACUUCAGUCAUUAAACUGGCCCAACGCAUAGUACCAGAGAUUCGCCCAUAUCAACAUGCGCCCGUCGGCAGAGUCAGCGAGCUUGGGAAAAAGUUUAGUAUUUCUGAUUUUCAAAAUCGGUCGGCUAUGGUGGUGUGCAGAACAGUCACUCCACUCAUCAACUUUGCCUAUUGGCUGAUGGCCAAUGGAGUUCGAGUCGAAGUGGCUCGGCGACACAUCGCACAGGAGCUCUUUGACCUGAUCGAACUGGGAAAGGUCAAGGAGAGUCCAUUUGAGUUUGACCGUCUUCCAGUCCGUGAGCUGGCUCGGAGAUUGAUAUCUAUGCGGCCAAAAGUUCUUCUUGAAGAUUUAGAAAAUCUGGCUGGGGGGCGGUUCGUGAUUGGAGAAAUGCCGGGAUUUGAUGAUCGGUUGGAUUCCUUGAUGACGGUUAUCAAGUACCGGAUGCGCCCGGAUCACAGCGUCGCCGAUUUAAAACGAGCUAUAACCAUAAUGGACUUGAUCCCUGCGGCCAUGCCUCGUGAUCCGCCCGUUCUUCUCUCUACAAUCCACCGAGCACGAGGACUGGAACGGGAUCACGUCUUCAUCUUGAAUGAAAUGGACCAUCGCCGGAAAUACGGCCUUUCCAAUAUGGGGAAGCAUCGGCCUCCCACUUUUCAGGAACAGCAGCGUGCCACCGUAGAGGACAAUUUGAUCUACAUCGCGUACACUCGGGCGAAAGAGACAUUGUCCUUUAUUGAGUGGGAGCCAAUUGGCCAAUUUGAACAGUUUGAAUAUUUGGCUGAGCGCAUCCGUUGCCGGAUGACGGGGCGAAAACUGGAGAAAAGAACACGACCGUACAAGGACAUAUUCAACUCCAGUGAAGAGCAUGAGAAGGUUUAUGAAAAUUUGUUUGGCAUGUUUGACGACAUGCGGUAUAAUCAGCAUGAGUAUGCUGAGCAGGCCAUUCGGUUUAUGGUCGAAGGUAUGCGCAUGGGGGUAUGAUAUUAUGUAUGUUUAUAGUUGGGGAUGAUAGUGUACAUAUUUGCUUUGCUUUAGAUAGUUUCUAGUGCCUAUUCAUUUUUGUUAUUGAGAUUGUGAGAUAGAUGUAUUUGGAUUAAAUCAUAUGGGCUCUCUGGCAUA
Molecule: messenger RNA, 2710 nt
Organism: Spizellomyces punctatus DAOM BR117
Lineage: Eukaryota; Fungi; Chytridiomycota; Chytridiomycetes; Spizellomycetales; Spizellomycetaceae
Exons: 3
Coding region: 194-2572 (792 amino acids)
Biological process (GO): recombinational repair
Molecular function (GO): DNA binding; hydrolase activity; ATP binding
Source: RefSeq, a predicted model, not a curated record